AUGAUACAUAGGGAAGAGCCUAGGUACCCAGGGCCUCGUGGUCCAAGCACUUGGCUGUUUGCUCCUAUUCCUCUCCCAUUUCAGACCAGCUGCUCUGGCCCGGGUGGCAGGGAGAGACGGCCAAAAGACUGCCCAGUGCGGCUGCCCCAGCUUCAGGGAGGAUCUGCGGUGCAGCUGACCCCACAGCCGCCUCCUGGUAGACCAAGGCUGACCAACAGACCAGCCUGGGUGAGGGCCCCCAUGUUGGUGCACCCACCAUGCCAACAAAAAGAGGAUGAAGACGUGGGGACCAGUGCUAUGUCCAGAGGCAAGAGCCAGCCGCUCCACACUGAGACCCUGAGGCAUAGACAGAAGCUACCCAAGCUGGUCAUGCAGGGAGUGGGUCUUGACAGAAGCCCUCAAAGCAGGGUCAAGCUGGAGUCUCCAAGGAAGACAAGUGUGGCCCAAAGGGACCAAGCACCCUGCACACCCCAGCGGGGCUUGGGGAGGCCAAGAGAUUGGCCACGUCCUGGACUGAAGCCCUUUGCACCCCAAGAUCUCAUCCUCGAGAGGGUAGGGCCCAGAGUGACCCCUAAUAUGUCUGUGUGGGGAAAGAGCCUGUUAUAAAAGCCUACGUGGCCCACAGAGGAGCAGAGCAAGUGACCUGGAUGCACUGUGAAGAUCGUAUUGGCCUCUCUCCUCCCAGGCUUGGAGCGCUCCCCCUGCCAGCGUCAAGCAGGAGACCAAAUAGUCCUACAUCAUGUCUAGUGCCAAGAUAAGACACCCUCUCAAACAUCACGGAACACAUGUUGAAACAGGAAUUCUAAUUAUAAAAGUCUAAGUUUGUCUGUCUGUAAUGCUUUAUUCGCACUGUGAUUGGGUGAUGGAAACAGCCAAUCAGAGUGCUCCAAGCAUGGGGGAGCACCGCCAUGAUUCUAAAGCCAUGCCGAGGACCGGACAGAGUGUGGGUGAGCCAGGGCCAGCAGUGCUGGCCUCGGCUCCCCCAUCCUGCUCCCUGCAAGCCGCGCUGAGGACCGGACGGGUGGGGGAGCAAGG
Molecule: messenger RNA, 1035 nt
Organism: Alligator sinensis (Chinese alligator)
Lineage: Eukaryota; Metazoa; Chordata; Crocodylia; Alligatoridae
Exons: 6
Coding region: 1-606 (201 amino acids)
Source: RefSeq, a predicted model, not a curated record